Messenger RNA from Stylophora pistillata, 2570 nucleotides. Its product is annotated as EF-hand domain-containing family member C2. Gene Ontology annotation, biological process: regulation of neuron projection development. Gene Ontology annotation, molecular function: calcium ion binding. Lineage: Eukaryota; Metazoa; Cnidaria; Anthozoa; Scleractinia; Pocilloporidae. The record is from RefSeq and is a predicted model, not a curated record. Gene Ontology annotation, cellular component: microtubule.
GACCGUAUAUUAGCAACACGGCAGACAUCUUGGAUUCAAACAAGCUCUAAGUUAAGAGGAGUUCGGGGUUUGCUGUGAAUAAACCGUCAUGGCUCUACCUUUUCUGCCAGGCCAAGUUUUUGAUCGAAAGAUUGGCAAAAACAAGUUCCACAAGUCACAACUAUUUGAUUAUCGGAAUGAAGUAUCAUCCUUUGUAGGUGAAGACAAAUGUGGAAUUGGAGGAGAUCCUUUACCAGGACAGAAGUUAAGACCAAGGCACAGUGGUUAUCCAAAAGGAAUCGGUGGUGAGGCACCAGCUUGGGUUGCAUUUGAUAGACAGGUUUUGUGCUUUGAUGCCUAUUUCCAAGAAGCCGUGCAUGAGAAAAGGGAGGAACAGUACAGGAUUAGAAGAUGCAAAAUUUACUUCUAUUUGGAGGAUGACAGCAUCCAGGUGAUUGAGCCCAAAGUUGAAAACAGUGGAAUUCCACAAGGAACGCUGAUUCGCCGUCAUCGCAUUCCACUCCCUCCACCUAAUGAUGAAGAGUUUUACACUGUGGAAAACUUUAAUGUUGGUCAGGAAAUCACACUUUACUCCCGCACAUUUAAGAUCACCGGAUGUGAUGAUUUUACCCACAAUUUUCUCCGUAAACUUGGAGUCAGGAUACAUAACCCAGAAAACACCCCAACAGAUCCUUAUACAGACCACCGUAAAAAGCUGGUGGAGAGCAUGCAGCCAUUGCGUCCAUAUGAGAAAGAGGACACUCUCAAGCAGUUUCUUCAGUUUGAUCGCAAUGUGUUGCGAUUCUUUUGUGUCUGGGAUGACAGUGACAAUAUGUUUGGUGAUGUACGUGAGAUGGAGUUGCAUUAUUUUCUGGCUGACGAUACUGUAGAGAUCUGUGAACGUAUUCCAAACAACUGUGGUAGAGAUGCGGUACCCAUGUUCCUGAGGCGACAAAGGCUGCCAAAGGAACCUACAUCACUGCGCCAACCAGGGGAGAUUACAGGCAGAACAGUGCUGAAUGUUUUUGGUCCCAUGGGACAUGGAGGCAGAUGGAUUUUGGACAGCCUUAAGACUGGUGCAGUGUAUACGGACUAUUAUCAGGAUAAUGAUCUCACCAUUGGCUCAGUUAUUAAUGUGUGGGGCCGUAAAUUCCGUAUCUGCGACUGUGAUGAGUUCACCAAAGAGUAUUACAAGUCAAAAUAUGGAUUACAGGAGUUUGGAAGUAUCAACUUUAAAGCCAACCCAGAGCCCUUACCACCCCGAGAGAUCCCCCCAUAUAACGGAUUUGGUUCUGAGGAAGACUCACUGGCCACUUGUCUCAGUCUCAGACCCAAGCCUACUCGGAGAGAUUUCAAAAAGUUCAUGGAAAAAGACAGACAUGGUUUGGAGAGUAAUGUUCUUCGAUUUGUUGCGCGUCUGGACACAACGCGUCCCAUUGACAUGGACAGAAGGUUCAUCAUCUCGUACUUUCUGUCUGAUGACACAAUUCUUGUGUUUGAGCCACCUCAGAGGAACUCUGGGAUACUCGGCGGGAGGUUCCUGGAGCGGGGACGAAUUAAAAAACCAGAUGAUGUCAAUUAUUUCAUGGCUCAAGAUUUAUACAUCGGUGCUAAUGUUGCUUUCCAUAAGUACGAGUUUAUUUUGAUUGACGCAGAUGAAUAUGCCGUGAAUUACAUGGAAAAACACGCCGCCGAUUUUCCCCAGGCAAAUGUUCAAUUUAUUCUUCCGAAACUGAAACGAAUUCUUGAACAAAAAUACGAAGAAAUUAAGACCGAAUUCCAGCAGCACGAUCCUGAUAAUAUGGGAAAAAUCCCUGCCGGUGUUUUCAGAGAAAUCUUGCAGAAGUUUGGGAAAAAUCACUUGACUGUUCACGAACAAUUAACUGUGUCCAGAUACUUUGGUGCCGUGAAGGAAGAAGUAGAUGAUUUGCAAAUAUUAGUGGUGGCAGUUCAGGAAAAGCUUAGAAAAGCUAACUUUGACGAUUUCUCCAACAUGACGGACUCAUGCAGACACGAGGAUGUCCUUGGAACUGGAUUCCUUCCCAUUCAAGAACUCCACAACAUAUGCAAAAGGUUUAACGUACCCGCCAAGUCGGAUUUGCUCCAAGCCAUUUUAGAAAGAAUUGAACGAAACGACAAGAACGAAGGGAACUAUGGUCACCUCUUAAAACUUCUGAACUGGAGGGACUUCCCAGUCACAACCCAGAAGUUUGACCCGGCCGCAGCCGCGGACCCAAAGUCAAUGCAACGGGUUGGUCCGCAAGAAUUUGUAAGUUUAGUUAGCUACAAGGAUCUUUUACAAAAUCUUCUGGAGGUGGACUAAGCUCCCAUCACAGAGGACGUUCUUCUGUCUUUACAAGGAAUUCGUUACCUAAUUUAGUUGGAAAGAUUGUGUAAUCCUGAAGACAUUGUUCUGCAGGACACUGUAGUUUGCUGGAUCGCAAGAAAUUGUUAUUUUUCACAGAAGUAUAGAAGAGAGCCCGGAUGGAGAUGUUCUUUGAUUUUAAUUGUAAAUAAACUGGUUGUAUUGUUAUAAUGGAGUUCUGAUCCUUGUAAGUAUGGUAAUAAAAGCUAUCAUUGAAGGCAUUUAG